This is a messenger RNA of Colias croceus (clouded yellow), 2560 nucleotides long. RefSeq names its product prolyl 4-hydroxylase subunit alpha-1 (gene PH4alphaEFB). Gene Ontology annotation, cellular component: endoplasmic reticulum. Gene Ontology annotation, biological process: peptidyl-proline hydroxylation to 4-hydroxy-L-proline. Gene Ontology annotation, molecular function: procollagen-proline 4-dioxygenase activity; iron ion binding; protein binding. Lineage: Eukaryota; Metazoa; Arthropoda; Insecta; Lepidoptera; Pieridae. Bases 195 to 1856 code for a protein of 553 amino acids. The transcript has 12 exons. The record is from RefSeq and is a predicted model, not a curated record.
UAAUUUGUUCGUUGACCCGAUCGGGCGCUGCGUCCGCGCACGUACUACUUGCCGCGUAUGUAAUAUCGCACAGGAAGUCGAUCUCGAUGAGUGCUUUUUUUCACAAGUUGCCAUUUAUCUUCCAGUGAUUGAUUUUUAUCGUUCGUAUAUAUUUGUUAACUGUUUUACGACAGCUAUCUAAACGGAACAUCAUCAUGUUUCCGCCAAAAUUAACACUCUGGUGCCUCGUGCUUGCGUGUAUAACGUUGACGACUGCAGAAUUAUUUACUGCAAUAUCUGAGGUCGAGCCUCUACUUGAGACCCACAAACGAAUCAUAGAUGACCUCGACGAUUACAUUCGUAAAGAAGAAGAAAGGCUGAAUAUUUUGAAAAGGCAUUUAAACAUUUACAAGCGUGAACAUAAACUAGCAAUGGAAGAUAUCCCCAAUUACUUGGGGAACCCAAUUAAUGCGUUUACCCUCAUAAAGCGGCUAACUUCAGACUUGGAUCAUAUCGAACGCAGCAUUGAAAUCGGAACAGAUUACAUAAAGAACCUGACGGUAAAUCACGCGGAUGUCAAGUAUCCGAAUUUAGAAGACCUGGCUGGAGCGGCUCAUGCGCUAACCAGGUUGCAAGAAACUUAUCAUUUGGAGGUCGAGGAAUUGGCUGAGGGAAGAUUGAAUGGUGUUAUUUACAGUACGCCAAUGAGUGCUGGCGACUGUUACGAGCUUGGUAAAGCGUUAUACAAUGAAAAGGACUAUACAAAUGCCUUGGCGUGGAUGACGGUAGCCUUAAGAAAAUAUAAGGAGGAAAACCAACCAUAUUUGUUCAAGGAAGUCGAUAUUAUGGAGUACAUUGGAUUCUCGCAUUAUUUGCUGGGUGACGUUAAAACUGCGUUAGAAUGGACAAAGAAGAUGUUGGCUCUAGACCCUAAACACGUGCGAGCGAGUGGCAAUGUACAGCAUUAUAACAAAUUUAUCUCCGAAACUGAGGAAAAAUUGAGAAAACGGCGACGAGGCGAAACUGGAGAAGACGUAGAAGAAGAAGAGUAUGUGAAGCCAAAGGAAAAACUUUCAGACUACGCUAAGGAAAGAAAAGUGUAUGAAAAGUUGUGUAGAGGAGAAAUGGACAUUCCGCAAGAAAUCGCCAAGACGUUGACAUGUAGAUAUUUGACGGAAAAUCACCCGUUCCUAAAGAUCGCGCCAGUCAAAAUGGAAUACAUGUACCGCAACCCGGAUAUCAUCAUGUUCUAUGAAGUGCUUAGUGACAAUGAGAUUGAAUAUAUCAAAAACUUGGCAAGACCACGAUUCAAGCGCGCCACAGUGCACGACCCGAAGACAGGCGAGCUGGUACCAGCGCACUACCGCAUCAGCAAGUCAGCGUGGCUCAAGGACGAGGAGAGUUCAUUGGUAGCGCGUGUAUCUCAGCGCACGUCCAUGCUGGCCGGGCUCAGCGUGGCGACUGCGGAGGAGCUGCAGGUCGUCAACUACGGGAUCGGCGGCCACUACGAGCCGCACUACGACUUCGCGCGGAAACAAGAGAGUGCAUUCGAUAAAUUCAACGGCAACAGGAUUGCUACAGUGUUAUUCUAUAUGUCAGACGUAGCGCAAGGGGGGGCGACGGUAUUCACGGAACUGGGUCUGAGCGUGUUCCCGGUGCGCGGUGCUGCGGCGUUCUGGCUGAACCUGCACCCGUCGGGCGAGGGAGACCUGGCCACCAGACACGCGGCCUGCCCCGUGCUCAGGGGCUCCAAGUGGGUGUGCAACAAAUGGAUUCACCAAGGAGGCCAAGAGUUCAUAAAGCCGUGCAACUUGGAGUAUCAGACCGAAGGCAUCCGACGCAAGAUUCCCAAACCAGUGCCCAAAUCGUCCAGAUAGGGAAGCAUUUUACGUGUUUUGAAGAAACUGGUAUUGAAAAAAAGAACUUUAAAGUGAACGUCAAGGGUUUAUACAAAAUUAGGACUUUUUAACGGUUUUAGUAUAAAAUAAGUCCCUUAUUCCCAGUGUGAAGAUAAAUUAGGUAACUAAUUCUCAUAUUAAAAUACGUAGAUAAAGUAGUUUAAAAUAUUCCAAAUUUUCUUGCCCAGUUUUUAUGUAUUUUUCGUUUUGUUUUAUGGAUAUAUAGAACUAUGCUACAGAAUCAAUAUUAUAACGCUUUUUAUUUUUUUAGGCUUGAUGUAUCUGUAGUUCGUUUAAAGUUAUACAGAGUUUAUUAAUAUAUUUCGAAGAAUAGUUAAUAUAUGGCCAUCUUACGCACUUAUUUACUCGAUUGUAAAUCCACUAUUGUACUGAUACUUUGGCACUUGUUAUAUUUUUUUUGUAAAAUCUUAAGAUCUGUAUUAAAUGCCAAUAUUUUUAAGCGGCAAUCUUUUUUAAUAUUUUUUUCAUUAUUGAAAAAUUUUGCGUUUUGUAGAGUAUUGAUAAUUGUCAGAUCUUUUAUAAUACGUAAUUAAGAGCUAAUGAACAUUUUAUAUUAUAAGUAAUUAAUAAACACAAUAUGUGUCGUUUAUUGUAAACAAUGUAAUGCAUUCGUUCCUGUUUGCAAUUUAGACGUAACUCAAUAAAAUUAUUACUUAUUAAAA